Messenger RNA from Erigeron canadensis, 1131 nucleotides. Its product is annotated as putative clathrin assembly protein At1g25240. The transcript has a single exon. Gene Ontology annotation, molecular function: 1-phosphatidylinositol binding; clathrin heavy chain binding; phosphatidylinositol-4,5-bisphosphate binding. Lineage: Eukaryota; Viridiplantae; Streptophyta; Magnoliopsida; Asterales; Asteraceae. Gene Ontology annotation, cellular component: clathrin-coated vesicle; clathrin-coated pit. The record is from RefSeq and is a predicted model, not a curated record. Gene Ontology annotation, biological process: clathrin-dependent endocytosis; vesicle budding from membrane; clathrin coat assembly. The coding region runs from base 1 to 1131 and encodes 376 amino acids.
AUGCAAUUGUGGAAGAGGGCUUCGGGAGCCUUGAAAGAUCAUGGAAGUCUUCUCAGAGCCAGUUUAACUCGUCGAUCAUCACUUAGCAACCCAAAUAUAGAAAUAGCUGUCAUCAAGGCCACCACCCAUGACGAGUCUCAUGUUGAUUACAGGAGUGCUCAGCGAGUUUUUGCAUGGGUCAGGAUUUCUGAUGAAUUCCUAUACCGUGUGUUGUGGGUACUCUUCAAUAGGAUGAACAGGAAUCGCAACUGGGUGGUGGCCUUGAAGGGACUCAUGCUUUUACAUGGAGUUUUUUGCUGUAAAGUACCUGGGAUUCAAGAGAUUGGACAGUUACCAUACAAUUUGUUGAAUCUUAAAGACAAGUAUGUUAAGCACGAAAAAAUGUCGUGUUUGACCACAUUUAUUCGUGCUUACUUUGUUUUUCUAGGUGAGAAAUCAGGAUUCAUAUUCUUCCAUUCACAAGAACAGAGAAAAAGGGAGGUUUUGUCACCUGACAAAACGCAUGAAGAACAAAAUGAAAACAUGAUAAAACAAGAUUUUAUUUGGUUACAAAAUCUCCAGUACUUGCUCGAUAAGUCACUCGAAAUCCAACCAAAGUCGACAACAGUAAAUGUGCUUGUUCUUGAAGCCAUGGACUGCAUCGUGGUCGAGAUUUACGAUAUUUACAGCCGAAUUAGCAACGGAAUAGGAACUAUUCUCAUGAAAACUUACUCUGCAGGAAAACAGGAGGCUAAAAUGGCCUUGUCAAUUCUGCAGAAGGCAAAAGUUCAACAUGAACAACUCUCAAAUUUUUUCGAGUAUUGCAAAGAUAUUGGGGUUUGCAACGCCUCCGAAUGCCCUAAAAUGGAACAAAUUCCUGAUGAAGUUAUUCUAGAACUCGAGCACAUUAUUAGUGGAGAUUUAAGUCAAUCAGAAAACAAACAUUAUACAAAAGAAGAGGUGAAAUCAAUCAAAGUUGUGGAGGACAGCCACACAUCAAUCAUAGGUGACAAAAUUCAUAGUUCAAAGACUCUAAAUACAGAGGGUUGGACGGUUUUCGAAGAAAGGAAGAUAUUAGAUCUUAUAGAUCUCUCUUCUAGUGCAGAAGCAAACACUAGAUUUGGCCCUUUGCCAGAUCUGAUUAGUUUCUGA